This is a messenger RNA of Arachis ipaensis, 3141 nucleotides long. The record is from RefSeq and is a predicted model, not a curated record. NCBI's taxonomy places the organism in Eukaryota, Viridiplantae, Streptophyta, Magnoliopsida, Fabales, Fabaceae.
AUGCAGAUCAAUAAGGAAGAACGCGAGCAGAGAAGAAGAAGAAGAAGAAGGAGGUGGUUUACGUUGCAGCAGAAGGUUUAUGUUGAGCAAAGUUUUAGGUUGCACUUGUAUUCCUCACUGGAAUACAACAAGCUUGUUCGGCCUCUUCUUGAUUUCAGGGCUAUGGCUGAGUUACGGGUUCUAAGGCUAUUUGGAAAUCCUCUUGAGUUUCUUCCAGAAAUUUUGCCACUCAGAAAACUUCGGCACCUUACUCUUGCAAACAUUAGGGUUGUAGCAGAUGAAAAAUUGAGAUCAGUGAAUGUGGAAAUAGAGAUGGAAAACAGUUCUUAUUUUGUAGCAUCCAGGCAUAAGCUCAGUGCCGCAUUCUCUCUUAUAUUCCGUUUUUCUUCAUGUCAUCACCCGUUACUGGCGUCAGCACUAGGAAAGAUAAUGCAAGAUGAAGGAAAUAGAGUUUUUGUUGGUAAAGAUGAGAAUGCAGUGCGGCAGCUUAUAAGUAUGAUAACUAGUGACAACUGUCAUGUGGUUGGACAAGCAUGCUCUGCUCUUUCAGCCCUUGCCUCUGAUGAUUCUGUUGCAUUGCAGCUGAUGAGAGCGGACAUCAUGAGACCAAUUGGAACAGUUCUCAAAUCUGCUUGCCGGGAAGACUUAAUAUCUGUAUUGCAAGUUGUGGUCAAGUUGGCUUUCACAUCUAAUACUGUGGCUGAGAAGAUGUUGACCAAAGAUGUUUUGAAAUCUUUGAAAAUUUUAUGCGCCCAUAAAGAUCCAGAGGUACAAAAGCUAGCUCUUUUAGCUGUUGGGAAUUUAGCCUUCAGUCUGGAGAAUCGUCAAAUACUUGUUACUUCUGAAAGUUUACGAGAGCUUCUCUUACGCCUGGCUGUUGUAACUGAACCGCGUGUUUAUAAAGCUGCAGCUCGUGCUUUGGCAAUUCUUGGAGAGAAUGAAAAUCUAAGGCGUGCUAUAAGAGGGAGAAAAGUGGCAAAGCAAGGCCUUCGCAUACUCUCAAUGGAUGGAGGUGGAAUGAAAGGUCUAGCAACUGUAAAAAUGUUAAGGGAAAUUGAGAAGGGUACCGGAAAACGAAUACAUGAGUUGUUUGAUUUAAUAUGUGGCACAUCCACAGGUGGUAUGCUCGCUGUUGCCCUUGGGAUUAAGUUAAUGACUUUGGAAGAAUGUGAAGAUAUAUACAAAAAUCUAGGGAAGCUUGUUUUUGCUGAGCCUUCUCCCAAGGAGAAUGAAUCAGCAACUUGGAGGGAAAAGUUAGAUCAACUCUAUAAGAGUUCAUCACAGAGUUUUAGAGUUGUUGUUCAUGGAUCAAAAGUAUGCACUUUUGAAUUUUCAUUGGCAAAUUAUUAUUAUUGGACUUAUUUGUCAUUUUCUCUUAUUAUUAUUAUUAUUAUUAUUAAUCUAUUGAUAGAUUCUGCUGUGAAAAAUGUGCCCAAAGUUUUUGUUGUGUCAACCUUGGUGAGCAUGAUGCCUGCACAGCCCUUCAUAUUUCGCAACUAUCAGUACCCUACUGGUACACCGGAGGUGACUCUUGCAACGUCAGAAAGCUCUGGGGUCGUAUUAGUGUCACCUACAGAUGCACAAGUUGGCUAUACUUAUAAGCGCAGUGCAUUCAUUGGAAGUUGUAAGCAUCAAAUAUGGAAGGCUAUCAGAGCUUCCUCAGCUGCUCCUUAUUAUCUUGAUGAUUUCUCAGAUGAUGUAAACCGCUGGCAAGAUGGGGCAAUAGUAGCAAACAAUCCAACAAUUUUUGCCAUAAGAGAAGCACAACUUCUGUGGCCCGACACAAAAAUUGACUGUCUGGUUUCUGUAGGGUGUGGUGAUGUUCCACCAAGGAUGCGAAAAGGUGGUUGGCGGUAUCUGGACACUGGACAGGUGUUGAUAGAGAGUUCAUGCUCUGUUGACCGGGUGGAGGAAGCUUUAAGUACAUUGCUACCUAUGCUUCCUGAGAUACAGUAUUUUCGUUUCAAUCCAGUUGAUGAACGUUGUGAUAUGGAACUUGAUGCAACGGAUCCAACUAUCUGGCUGAAGUUGGAAUCUUGCGUUGAAGAAUACAUAGAAAAGAAUCGUCAGGCAUUUGGAAAUGCCUGCGAGAGAUUGCUUCUUCCUUCUCAGCAUGACCGGAAGUGGUUAGAAAAUUUGAGAUCCAAAUCAUCCCUGACAAAUGAGUCUAAUGAGGGUAACAGUAGUCCCACUUUAGGGUGGAGGCGUAAUGUACUACUUGUUGAAGCUUCACACAGUCCAGAUUCCGGAAGUGUGAUUAACCAUGCCCGGGUGCUAGAGUCAUUUUGUGCUCGUAACAGAAUAAGAUUUUCCCUUAUGCGCGGUUUGUCUGAGACUCUAAAGAAAGUGCCAUCGCCAACAAAUCUAUCUCCAUAUGCAUCUCCUGUUUUCCCUUCUAGCCCACGUCGGUAUAGUCCUGAUUCUCAGAGGAUUGGACGGAUUGAUCUGGUCCCCGCUUUAAGUUUAGACAGUCAAUUAGGAAAACCAACUACAUCACCUCCAGUUUCUCCUCGAGGACUUAGACUGCUAUCUUCACCUGUCAGACAAUUGCACGACAAAUUGCAAAAUACACCACAAGUGGGUGUUGUACAUUUGGCUCUUCAGAGUAACUCAGAUGGCUUGAUAAUGAGCUGGCACAAUGAUGUAUUUGUGGUUGCUGAACCUGGAGAGCUUGCUACGAAGUUUGUAGAAAGUGUUAAACUCAGUUUGUUGUCAACAAUGAGAAAUCACCGCAGAAAGGGAGCAGCUCUCCUGGCCAAUAUAGUCACUGUUUCUGAUCUUGUUGCCUUCAAGUCUUAUUUCCACAUAGGAGGCAUUGUCCACCGCUAUCUAGGCUGUCAAACCAUAGUUGUGGAAGAUGAUCGAGAAAUUAGUUCAUAUAUGUUUCGUAGGACUGUACCGUCUAUGCAACUAUCAGCGAAUGAUGUAAGAUGGAUGGUAUGUGCAUUGCUUUCACUUUCAUUUUCAUAUUGUCAUUAUAUUUGUCACUUUUAUGUUUACGAAGUUUGAGGUCUUUAAGGGCAACUGUCACAUUAUGUUGUGCUGGGCCUGGGACAGCUUUCUUAUAGCUUAAUAUGCCUUUGAUAUUAAUUCAUUAAUUAUAAAAAAGGGGGUAUUUUGAGCAAUCCCCUCUGGAUAUAA